GCCUCACCUCCAUAGCAUUCAGAGCACUUCAGUUCAAGGUGGUUGAGUACCAUGGACGCCGAAACAGCUCGAAAGACUUGGGAGAUUGAGAACAAUAUCAAAGCGGAGAGCCAGGAUGCUCUGUACCGCUAUGACGCGGACGAGCAGAAGCGGCAACUCGCGGAGAAGCCGUGGAAGAAAGAUCCACAUUGGUUCCAGAAGACAAAGAUAUCGGCAUUGGCUCUUAUCAAGAUGGCUAUCCACGCCCGCUCAGGCGGCGCGAUCGAAGUCAUGGGCCUCAUGCUCGGCCGUAUCGACGUGCGUACAAUCAUCAUCACUGACUCCUUCGCACUACCCGUCGAAGGUACAGAAACUCGCGUCAACGCACAAGCCGAGGCCUAUGAAUACAUGGUUCAGUACCUCGACUCGCUCAAAGCCAGCGGGCGAGGAGAGAACAUCGUAGGAUGGUACCACUCUCACCCAGGAUAUGGAUGCUGGCUGUCUGGUAUCGAUGUCGGGACGCAGAUGCAGAAUCAGAUGUAUCAAGAUCCGUGGUUGGCGGUGGUGAUUGACCCGAACAGGACCAUCUCCGCAGGUAAAGUCGAAAUCGGUGCUUUCCGUACGUACCCGGAAAACUACACCCCACCCAACGCCCAGAAAUCCGAAUACCAGACAAUCCCACUCAGCAAAAUCCAGGAUUUCGGAGUCCAUGCCAACUCGUACUACCCACUCGCAAUCGAGCACUUCAAGAGUAGUAUGGACUCACAUCUAUUCUCCUUGUUGUGGAAUAAAUACUGGGUUUCCACGCUCUCGCAAUCACCACUCCUCCUCAACCGCGCGUACGCAACAGAACAGCUGAACGACUUGGCAUCGAAAAUCGAUAACGCACAAAAAGCACUUCUCCGCAACCCUUUCGGCGCAGCCGCGCCUUCGGCCAGAAAGAAGGACAAGGAGGAAGGAAAUGAGAAGACCGAGACGGAGUUACAUAAGGUUAUCAGGGAUUCGAACAAGAUUACGGGAGAGGAGAUGCAAGGCUUGAUGAGUGAGAUUUUCAAGGAUAAGCUGUUCAACUGCAUCAAGGCUCACGGGCGGGAGGCUCAAGCAUGAAGUGCACUUGAACGGGGGUUUGGGAAGAGGUACAAUACAAUUGCUUGUGAUAGGCGCAUCUCAUAUGGAUAAUAUACCCAGAGUUUCAAUUAAAGCAAGACGU
Messenger RNA from Saitoella complicata NRRL Y-17804, 1189 nucleotides. RefSeq names its product putative JUN kinase activator protein. The transcript is spliced from 4 exons. Gene Ontology annotation, biological process: protein deneddylation. Gene Ontology annotation, molecular function: deNEDDylase activity; protein binding; metallopeptidase activity. Lineage: Eukaryota; Fungi; Ascomycota; Saitoellomycetes; Saitoellales; Saitoellaceae. The record is from RefSeq and is a predicted model, not a curated record. Gene Ontology annotation, cellular component: cytoplasm; COP9 signalosome. Bases 52 to 1086 code for a protein of 344 amino acids.